Xyrauchen texanus (razorback sucker) is the source of this 2705-nucleotide messenger RNA. Its product is annotated as POU domain, class 3, transcription factor 2-like. The record is from RefSeq and is a predicted model, not a curated record. Gene Ontology annotation, cellular component: nucleus. Gene Ontology annotation, biological process: regulation of transcription by RNA polymerase II; brain development. The transcript has a single exon. The coding region runs from base 99 to 1199 and encodes 366 amino acids. Lineage: Eukaryota; Metazoa; Chordata; Actinopteri; Cypriniformes; Catostomidae. Gene Ontology annotation, molecular function: RNA polymerase II cis-regulatory region sequence-specific DNA binding; DNA-binding transcription factor activity, RNA polymerase II-specific.
GUGCGCGCCUCUACAUCCUCGCGGGCUCUGGCGCGCUGGGGAGCCGCCUGUGGCACAGAGUAGCUGUCAAACGCGCGCUCGCGAACACCGUGGAAACUAUGGCGACCGCGGCGUCCAACCACUACAGCAUCCUCACGUCCAACGCGUCCGUCGUCGCGCACUCGGAGCCCGGCAACAUGCAGCAGACGCCGCCGACCUACAGGGACGCGCAGAGUCUUCUGCAGAGCGAGUACACCACCCUGCAGAGCAGCGGGAGCACGCUCAGCCACGCGCACCAGUGGUUAACGGCGGCGCUGUCUCACGGGGGAGAGGGAACGCCGUGGCCAGCCAGCCCGCUGGGCGAGCAGGACAUUAAGCCCACGCUGCAGGGCGACGUGGAGGAGCUGCAGCACUCGCCGAGUUUGAGGCCCAGACAGGCGCAUCUGGUGCAGCAGAGCCAGCAUCACGACGCGGGCGCCUGGCGCGCGACGACCACGGCUCACAUGACGAGCAUGACCACCUCGAACGGACAGAGCAUGAUCUACUCCCAGCCCGGGUACGGCGAGCAGGGAAUGCACCAUCACGCCCUCAGGGACGCGCACGAGGACCACCACAGCCCGCACCUCAGCGAGCACGGCCACCCGCAGAGUCUUCAUCAGGGACACCACGAGCACUCGGACGAGGACACGCCGACCUCGGACGACCUGGAGCAGUUCGCCAAGCAAUUCAAGCAGCGUCGGAUCAAGCUGGGUUUCACGCAAGCGGACGUGGGGCUCGCGCUGGGCACACUUUACGGCAACGUUUUCUCCCAGACCACCAUCUGCAGGUUCGAGGCGCUUCAGCUGAGCUUUAAGAACAUGUGCAAACUCAAACCCCUGCUCAAUAAAUGGCUGGAGGAGGCGGACUCCACCUCGGGAAGUCCGACCAGCCUGGAUAAGAUAGCUGCGCAGGGAAGAAAGAGGAAAAAGCGGACCUCCAUCGAGGUGAGUGUCAAAGGGGCCUUGGAGAGCCAUUUCCUCAAGUGUCCCAAACCCGGUUCGCCCGAGAUCAACUCUCUGGCGGACAGCCUACAGCUGGAGAAAGAGGUGGUGCGGGUCUGGUUUUGUAACCGACGGCAGAAGGAGAAGAGAAUGACGCCUCAGAACGGACCCAUACCCGGUAACGAGGAUAUGUACGGGGACACAUCGCCUCACCACGGGGCUCAGACACCUGUUCCGUAAAAAAGGGGCGGCCACACACACACACACACUCAGAAAGCGACUUUGUAUUUGUCCCGCGGUCACAAGCCCGUUCACUGCGGGCCGACGGUGAUGAUGAUGAUGAUGAUGAUGUGCUUCUACAGCACUUCAGAGGGAGUGGAGCGCGCAUUUUUGCCCGAACAAUAUAAGGGUACGGGCGCGGAAAAACAAACGCGCUCUAGUAAACAAAGGCGUUACACGCUGCGGGUGAACCUAAAGAGGAAAUGUUUUACGCGUAAAUAUUAUGAUUAUUAUUAUUAUUAUUUUCCUUUGAAGUCCGAGAAUCUGUGAAAGCAUCAUAUCACUUCCAACCGAAAGCUGUGAAAAAGGCGUGAGGGGCGCGUAUUCUCUUAUGACAUCUUCCCGUCAUGACCACAAAAAGAUGAUUGAAAUUAAUCAAAUGCAAUCUCUACAAUUCAUUCUCUUCAAAAUAUGAAUGGCAACGGCGGUGCUAUUAUUAUUAUUAUUAUUAUUAUUCAUUGUAAUCCAUGUAUAUUUAUCACAGUUAAAUUUGAGAAAUUCUCUGAGAGUUAAUGCAUCUGAUUUUCAUUGCAACAAAGGCGGCCUAUAGUGCUGCUGUUUAUUGUGCGCAGGCAAAGCAACCCAAUUUCAUGCAGAUCACGGAUUCACUGCUGGUGCAAAACAGAGCGCCCGUCCAAUUCGAGGCCUGAGGAAAGAUUAAAUCCUUCUGCAGAAUUGUACAGCGCUGUGCAUCACAUCGAGUAUUCUUAAAUUAAACCAAAUUAUACCAUGUCUCAUAAUUAAUUGGGGUUUUUCUCACCAUUUUAAAAAUCACAUUUGGUGCUGAUAGAUAUCCAAGCAGCCAAAUGCGACCACAGAUACUUUUGAGACAGAUACUUUUGUUUUAAAUCAUAUUGUGCUGUUUAAUGUCUACUGGUUUAAAUACAGGGGGGAAUCUAAAAUGUUUGAUAUUACACUAUACAGCCAAAAACAAACCUCGGAAACCCUUAAUAUGGUCUAUAAGAAGCAAGAUAGUAAAACGGCCUAUAAAUAGCAUUUUAACUACAACAAAAAAUAUUAUUAUUAUUAUUAAUAAUAAUAAUAAUAAUAAGAGUAAUAAUAAUAAUAGCCAGUGUGGGCAGUUUACCUUGUUCAUUACAUUGGGUCUCUAUUAUAUAACAUUGUGUUGUAUUAUUUUGUGCGUCACCUAUAAAUGUUUAAGCCUCAACAUGAUUGUUACUGUUUGGUCAUUUUGUGUUUUUUGUUUUCCAAAACUUUUAUUUCUUCGUGUCAACCGUCGUGCACAUUUUCUUUAACGAGAAAUACUAUUACACCAGCUGUAUUACAAUUAUUUGAUGGCCUGCAUUGAAAAAUAAGGACAUUUUACGUGGAUUUUUAUUUUACAUUUUUUAUGGCAUUGUGAAUACUUGUAUAUUUGUGCACUUACCCUGGCACUGCCAAAGCACAACCUGUCAGUGUGCCCUAUUGAGACCAUUAAUGUCUUUGGUUUUGACAGAAAAAAAAAUU